AUGUGUGACGACGAAGUGGCUGCUUUUGCAGUUGACGAUGAAUCCAUAAUGUGCAAGGUUGGAUUUGCCGGAUACGGUGCACCACGAGCGGUUUUCCCCUCCAUCGUUGGUCGCUGUCAUCAUCAGAGUCUCAUAGUUGGAAUGGUUAAAAAGACUCUUACAACUCGAUCGAACACGGUAUCGUCACUAACUGGGAUGAUUCGGAGAAGACCUGACGCCACACGUUUUACAACGAGCUCCGUGUUGCACACGAAGAGUACGCUGGCGUGGUUACUCGUUUACCAAACUGCAAAACGCGAAAUCGCCUGUGAUGUUAAGGAGAAGCUGUGCUAUGCCGCGCUUGACUUUGAGCAAGAAAUGGCUAUGGCUGCCUCUUUAUCUUCGCUUGAGAAAUGGUAUCAGAUAGUGUUUGAAAUGUUGUUGGUAGUACUAAAGUCGCUUCCUUCCUGGGAGGAGUCGCAUCGACCCAAACCUGCCUCUAAUCCACACAGACAAUCAUACGGGGAAUGGAUGAGGUCACAUACGAUUUGUCAUGAUGAAAUAUUGACGAAUACUCCUAGUGCAGCAUUCCUAUCAGCAGCUGCACGCGGUGGUGCAUAA
Molecule: messenger RNA, 600 nt
Organism: Angiostrongylus costaricensis
Lineage: Eukaryota; Metazoa; Nematoda; Chromadorea; Rhabditida; Metastrongylidae
Source: the annotation of a GenBank genome assembly